UGACUCCUCUCCUGGUCGCUCUGUAAACCGACACCUGCUAGACAUAUUUAACAGCUCUGCUCUAGUCAAGAAGGGGAUGAAGCAAAAUCAGAGUGCAACCAAGCAGCCUACCGUGUCACUGCGAGUUGACAUGUCAGACUAUGAAGUGUCAGUGCAGCAGCUCAAUGAUCUGUGUGCCAACGUUGACGGUUACUACAGCAUGCCAACACACCAUGUCGACGAGGUGUUCCCCAGGAUAUAUGUUGGAAAUGCUAUUGUGGCCAUGAACACGAUGCGUCUGAAGAAGCUAGGCAUCACCCACAUUCUGAAUGCAGCGGAAGGCAACUCCUUCAUGCACGUUAACACCAAUGCAGAGUUCUACGCUGGCACAGGCAUCACAUACCACGGCAUGGGCGCCAGUGACACAGACCACUUUGACCUCAGCAUCUACUUCGAGGAGGGGGCGAACUUCAUCGAGAAGGCCUUGGCACACAAUGAUGGGAAGGGUAAAGUGUACGUCCACUGCAGAGAGGGCUACAGCCGCUCCCCAACACUGGUCAUCGCCUACCUGAUGUUGCGCCACAGGAUGGACAUUCAGUCCGCCCUGUCUGUGGUACGACAGAAGAGAGAGAUCGGCCCUAACGAUGGCUUCCUGCGCCAGCUGUGUCGCCUCAACGAAACUCUGGCGGCCGAAGGAAAGUUCUGGAACCAAUGACGGUUUUCUUUCCCCUGUACUCGUACCUUACAAGUAUGUACAGAUAAACAGCCACGUGAAAGAGUGUAGGUAUUCAGGACACCUGGAAAGUAUGUACCUGUAAAUGUACAAAGAUACGCACAUUCACUGACUGCCAUCCUUGACUUGUAGGCUGGCUCAAGCAUGGCUUGUCCUUUGAUUUAAAUUCAGAAAGACACUGUAUUCAAGUGAAAGGGAAUACUUAGUCAGUUGUAAAACUGAAUGCAUUCAAAUGAAAUGUGUAUUCUGCAUUUAACCCAACCCCUCUCAAUCAGGGAGGAACCCUCACACUCAGGAACAAUCCCUACAACUCCCCCUCUGUCUCGCCAUCCAAUUCCUUCCUUCCUUCACACUGCUAGUCUUUUCUAGCCUCUGUGCUGUGGAGCUUGCAUCUACUCGUCAAGGUGAUUUCUAGAGAACCAUUGAAUGGUUAUGUUAUCAGGUUUACUUUUCCUGCUGCUCCAUUUGAGUGUCUAAAUAAGAAAUAGUUCUCAUUUUGCUGUAGCAUGUUUUUUUUUGCACAUUUAUGAGAAACUAUCAUGGUUUACAUAUGGCCCACAGUCUAACUGAGAUCAUGGUAUAUUCUUACACACACACACGACAUGAGGACUAAACUAAGGCCCCUGACCAAUCGUUUGUAUGACAUGCAGUCCUCCCAAUCCCAUCUGUCUAUAAUAUUAUUUCACAUCUUCCCACUGCUGGUAACACAGAUCAUGUGACACACCAAAUUAACGUAUAUUCAAAAGUAUAUUCGAUUACUUUUUAGUUAGAAGAGAUUUAUGUAGUAUUGAUAUGGUUAACCUACAGUACCAGUCAAAAGUUUGGACUCACCUACUCAUUCAAGGCUUUUUCUUUAUAUGUUCUAUUUUCUACAUUGUAGAAUACUAGUGAAGAGAUCAAAACUAUGAAAUAAAAAAUAUAAAAGCAUAGUAACCAAAAAAAAGUGUUAAACAAAUAAAAAUAUAGUUUAUCUUUGAGAUUUUUCAAAGUAGCCACCCUUUGCCUAAUAAAGGUAAAAAUAAAUUGCCUUGAUGACAGAUUUGCACACUCUUGGCAUUCUCUCAACCAGCUUCACCUGGAAUGCUUUUCCAACAGUGGUCCAACUCAUCUCUGCGGUCCAACUCAUCCCAAACCAUAUCAAUUGGGUUGAGGUCAGGUGAUUGUGGAGGCCAGGUCAUUUGAUGCAGCACUAGAUCACUCUCCUUCUUGGUCAAAUAGCUCUUACACAGCCUGGAUGUAUGUUGGGUCAUUGCCUGGAGGUAUGUUGGGUCAAACAAAUGAUAGUCCCACCUAAACACAAACCAGAUGGUAUGGCAUACCGCUGCAGAAUGCUGUGGCAGCCAUGCUGGUUAAGUGUGCCUUGAAUUGUAAAUAAAUCACUGACAGUGUCACACCUCCUCCUCCAUGCUUCACGGUGGGAACCACACAUUCAGAGAUCAUCUGUUCACCUACUCUGCGUCCCACAAAGACAUGGAAGUUGGAACCAAAAAUCUCAAAUUUGGACUUGUCUACAUUACAUUUACAUUUAAGUCAUUUAGCAGACGCUCUUAUCCAGAGCGACUUACAAAUUGGUGCAUUCACCUUAUGACAUCCAGUGGAACAGCCACUUUACAAUA
Oncorhynchus keta (chum salmon) is the source of this 2328-nucleotide messenger RNA. RefSeq names its product dual specificity protein phosphatase 3-like. Gene Ontology annotation, molecular function: MAP kinase phosphatase activity; protein tyrosine/serine/threonine phosphatase activity. The transcript is spliced from 3 exons. Lineage: Eukaryota; Metazoa; Chordata; Actinopteri; Salmoniformes; Salmonidae. Bases 77 to 694 code for a protein of 205 amino acids. The record is from RefSeq and is a predicted model, not a curated record. Gene Ontology annotation, cellular component: cytoplasm. Gene Ontology annotation, biological process: negative regulation of MAPK cascade; protein dephosphorylation.